AUGACAGACGCGAGUGGUAGUCUAGGUGUAAACAUAGGCGGUAACGAAAGGGCUGGAACAAGUAAAGGGGAUUUGUUGAAUGAGUUGAUUGAUACACAUUUAAAUAUAAGAAGCCAGAGGGAUGAAUUGUAUGAAAUUUUCAAGCGCAGGGAAUUACUUAAGGGCUCUUUCGGUGAUCAAAGCUGCGCGAAGAUAGUGAAACAGCGAUAUCAGGAGGAGUUGGAUGUGCUAGAAGAGCGAUAUAAGAAGCUGAGUAGAGAGAUAGAGGAUGGUGAGGGAGUCGUAAAGGUGGCUGCUCAGGUUAUCAUGGAGCGUGAUGAGCUUAAUGACGCGUACGAUCUCCCAAAUCAAGCAACAGCAUCUUUAGACGCAACAAACAAGCUAAGCACAGAGCUAGACACGCGUAUUCAAGAAUUUAGACAAAAUUUAUACACACUAGACGUACUCAACGAAGGUCACGUAGCUAAGCUUAAUAAAAGGAUUGAUGGAUUAUCACAUAGAGUUUCAGAGCUACAAGAAACCUUACAUACUGUCAACAGUACUCUUGGUACAGUGUUCACAAUAUUGGGUAAAAAAUAA
Molecule: messenger RNA, 579 nt
Organism: Wallemia ichthyophaga EXF-994
Lineage: Eukaryota; Fungi; Basidiomycota; Wallemiomycetes; Wallemiales; Wallemiaceae
Exons: 2
Coding region: 1-579 (192 amino acids)
Source: RefSeq, a predicted model, not a curated record